AUGGAGGAAAGUGUUCCCCCAAAUGGUCCCGUUCCACCCCCCCCCGCGCCAAAGUGUACAAACAAAGGCUUGCGCGACGAUAUAUAUUCUCUUCGUCGCACACAUCUCAUCAACCUUUCACUUAAUCCCCCCAGCCCAACACUUGGAAAUUUUUUUGGCAAAUCUGGGAUUGCGCGACGAAGGAAGUGUCAUGUCGUCACGCAAAUGUACAAAACAAAGGCUCGCGACGAAUACACUUCUCUUCGUCGCGCAAUCACAGUCAGACCUUUCACUUAUCCCCCGCCGCCAACACUUAGGAAAAUUUUGGGGCAAAUCAUGGGAUUGCGCGACCAAAAAGUGUCAUGGUCAUCGCGCAAAGUGUACAGAACAAAGGCUUGCGCGAUGAAUAAACUUCUCUUCGUCGCACAAUCUCAGUCAGACCUUUCACUUAUCCCCCACCCAACACUUAGGAAAAUUUUUGUGCAAGUGUAUUCGUCGUGCAAAGUGUAG
This is a messenger RNA of Prunus armeniaca (apricot), 489 nucleotides long. NCBI's taxonomy places the organism in Eukaryota, Viridiplantae, Streptophyta, Magnoliopsida, Rosales, Rosaceae. The record is from the annotation of a GenBank genome assembly.